Cylindrotheca closterium is the source of this 270-nucleotide messenger RNA. The record is from the annotation of a GenBank genome assembly. Lineage: Eukaryota; Bacillariophyta; Bacillariophyceae; Bacillariales; Bacillariaceae.
AUGGCGAAGGAAAGAGCCGCAUACAGAGAAAGUCAAGGAUUGCCAGUAAGAAGGGCAACGGGACAAGCCGCACAAACGCAACAAGUGGAAACGCAGCUGGCGGAAUUGCGAGCCGAAGUAGCAUCAAUUAGGUCCAACAACGUACCUGCUACAAUUCCAGCCGAAGCAGCCAUGCAGAUAUCACAAGGGACUAUGGGAACAACUGGAACUACAGCAAUGGGCGGACGCAACCAACAGGCAAACAACCAACAGGCAAGCGGUAGGACCUGA